CGUUUCCGCAGCAACAGGGAAAAGAUGGCAGCCCUCGCGACCCUCACUCAGCUGUCAAGCGGAAACCCUGUAUAUGAGAACUUUUACAGACAGGUCGACCCAGGAAACACCGGUAGGGUUGGACCAACAGAGGCUGCCUUGUUCUUGAAGAAAUCUGGUCUGCCUGACAUCACAUUAGGAAAGAUCUGGGAUUUAGCUGAUCCAGAUGGCAAAGGUUUCUUGGACAAACAGGGAUUUUACGUUGCUUUGCGUCUCGUGGCAUGUGCACAGAGCGGCCACGACAUCAGCAUUUCCAGUUUAAAUCUCCCUGUUCCUCCACCAAAAUUCAAGGAUCACAGUAGUCCAUCACUGAGCUCAGUAACAUCUACUAAUGAGAGUCACUGGGCUGUGCGGCCUGAAGAGAAGAGCAAAUUUGAUGGUAUUUUUGAAAGUCUUGCCCCGGUGAACGGAUUACUGUCUGGUGAGAAGGUCAAACCAGUACUGAUUAACUCCAAACUACCUGUAGAUGUUCUCGGAAAGGUGUGGGAUUUGAGUGACAUAGACAAAGACGGACACUUGGACAGAGAUGAGUUUGCAGUGGCAAUGCAUCUGGUGUACCGCGCACUGGAGAAGGAGCCUGUGCCGUCCGUCCUGCCCUCCUCACUCAUCCCUCCAUCCAAAAGAAAGAAGUCGUCAGGGUCAUUGUCCAGCAUGGUGCCAGUGUUACCGGGAAGCCCACCGCCACCUAAAGACAGCCUGCGCUCAACUCCCUCUCACGGCAGCAUGAACUCGCUCAACAGCGCCGGAAGUCUGUCCCCAAAACACACGCUCAAAUCCUCACAGCAUUCAGUAAACUGGGUAGUGCCGGUUGCAGACAGGGGGCGCUAUGAUGACAUCUUCCUCAAAACAGACACAGAUCUGGAUGGUUUUGUCAGCGGACUAGAAGUUAAAGACAUCUUCAUGCAGUCUGGACUUCAUCAGAACCUUCUGGCACACAUUUGGGCUUUGGCGGACACCAGGCAGAUGGGCAAACUCACACGCGAGCAGUUCUCCUUAGCCAUGUAUCUAAUUCAGCAGAAAGUGAGCAAAGGUCUGGAUCCUCCGCAGGCUUUGACACCAGACAUGAUCCCACCAUCUGAACGCGGCACACCGGGACCUAGUCUGUCAGGAUACAUGACACCGGUGGGAUCUGACAUGGCCGCACUGACUGAGAUGCGCCGGGCAAUAAUGUUCAAGUUGUGGGACAGCUCCAGCUCUGUGGGUUCAGGAGAAUUCACCGGGAUUAAAGAACUGGAUGAUAUCAGCCAAGAAAUCGCACAACUGCAGAGCACUCUUGCUUUCACACACUGGGAUACACUCAGAGAGAAGUACACUUUGGAACAAGAUAUUAGAGAAACCGAGGAGGCCAUCAGACACAAAACCACUGAGGUUCAGGAGAUGCAGAAUGAUUUGGACCGAGAAACGUCGAGCCUCCAGGAGCUGGAGGCGCAGAAGCAGGAUGCCCAGGACCGGCUGGAGGAGAUGGACCAGCAGAAGGCUAAGCUGGAGGACAUGCUCAAUGAUGUUCGACAGAAGUGCCAGGAAGAGUCACAAAUGAUCUCUUCUCUGCAGACUCAGAUACACUCGCAGGAGUCUGACCUGCAGAGCCAAGAGGAAGAACUGGGCCGAGCCAAAGCAGACCUGAACCGCCUGCAGCAGGAGGAAGCUCAGCUGGAGCAGAGUCUACAAGCCGGACGGAUUCAGCUGGAGACCAUCAUCAAGUCCCUCAAAGCCACACAGGACGAGAUCAACCAGGCUCGAAGCAAACUCUCCCAGAUCCAGGACAGCCAGCAUGAGAUCAGCAAGAACAUCGAGCAGUACAGCAGCACCCUGAAUGGCACCCAUGGGGGCAGCAUGACCAACCUGGCCGACAUGAGCGAAGGAUUCCCUGAGAAGGAGAAUGGAGGUUUUGGAGCCAUGGAAGACCCGUUUAAGGUGAAGCCCACUGUUUUCAACAGCGCCCCUCAGGAGAUGCACACAGACCCCUUCCAGUCUGAAGACCCCUUUAAAACAGACCCUUUCAAAGAAGAAAGACUCUCAAACAGGUUUGUGAAAAGUGGAGGCGAUCCGUUCCAGAAUGACCCUUUCUCAAAACCGGCCACCACAGUCCCAGAUCCUUUCGGUGGAGACCCUUUUAAAGAAACCGACCCAUUCAGGACGUCCUCUGAAGAUUUCUUCAAGAAACCCUCCAAACCGGACCCCUUCACCAACGCCGAUCCUUUUAGCAAAAGUGCCACUCUGCCCUCAAAGAGCCAUCAUUUCGCAAGUAACGACCCCUUCAUCUCAACCAGCCCCAAACCGAAAGGUCAAGAUUUCUUCGGCACUUUAGACCCAUUCGGUAGUAGUACGUUUGGCAGCAACAGCGGCUUUGCAGACUUCAGCCAAAUGUCAAAGGGCUUUGUAGAAGACCCCUUCAGCCGAAAACAAGACAUGCCAGCACUCCCGCCCAAAAAAAGUAUACCACCACGACCCAAACCACCCAGCGGUAAAAGCACUCCAGUAAACGUGCCCGGAUCUGGCGAUCCGGCCAAGACGAGCGAUCCCUUCCAGCCCUUCAGCGCCGACCCCGUUGACCCGUUUCAGUGUAAAAAGGGUGUGGGAGAUCCGUUUAGUGGCAAAGACCCGUUUGCUCCAUCUGCCCCAAGUAAAGCCUCUAAAGACUCUUCAUUGGGUUUUGCAGACUUCAGCUCUGAACCGAGCGAAUUAAGUUUGGCAAUGAAGCCCAGCAGAUGGAGUGGGCGAAGCGGGAAAGCGAGAGAGCGGAACGGGAGCGGCUGAAGCGCCUCCGCCAGCAGGAGCAGGAAGACCUAGAGCUGGCCAUCGCUCUCAGCAAAGCCGAAAUGUCCAACGCCUGACCGUCCUGCCCCCUCCCAUCUGUACACUACCACGACGAUUGGGAUGUACCAAGCUAAAAACACAUGCAAGACAGUCUCAACCUCUAUCCUUUUGUGUUCACGUGCAGGAGGCCGGCCUAUGGUUUGUGAAUCAGCUAAUUCACUAUACAUGCACUGCAUUAACCUCUCAGAUGGAGUAUAUAGUUUAUUUAAAGUGUAUUAGUGUGUAUGUUUGUGUGUGUGUGUGUGUGUGUGUGUGAAUGUCCAUCAACAGAGCCAUGGACGUUUAAAGACCGCUAUCGGUCUCUUUAUCUCCAUUUGUGGGAAACAAAAGGGACUGAGAAACUGCAAAGAAAGCUGACCAGAAACUUGAAUUACAGACGUUACACUCCCUCCCUAUGAGCCCUUGAGCAAGGCAAUUAAUUUCAGGUUUCUUCCUGAAUUUCGAUGGCAGUAAGCGUACUGUAAGUCGAUUUGGAUAAAGAGCAUCUGCUAAAUGGUCAUUUACUGGCUCUGGCUGUAGUCAGUAUGGUACACACUGGAAUUACAGCGGCGCCUGCAGACUGUAAGGAGUGUCUGUAAGGUGCUCUUGAAGGUGACGGAAAGCCGAAUGAACGAAAAUGUUUUGGUAAGUGUCGUCUCGGAGAGCUGUUUGCUUUAGAAGUGAACUAUUUUUGUUGUUGUUUUUUCACUGUACUGUUCAGAGGAGAAAGUUGUUCAAAACUUGGACAAAUGCACUGAUUUUGUUUUCUUCCCAGAGUUAAACCAUUGACACCGAUGCAGGACUUAACGUUACUGAAUUGUUUAUACACGAAAUGAAAAGAACGAAACUAAAAGUGAAACUUUUCUAGCAUUUGAACGCUGGGUUCACACAAAAGCAUCGUAUCUGCUUGCGCAAAUACUUCAUUUCGCUUAACAAUCUUGCUGUUUUCUCUAAUUGUAUAUUGAUCUAUCAAUAGGUAGAUCAAUAAAUAAUAGUUUUUUAUUUGUUUCAUUGUUCAUUUUAUGAUUUGUUCUAUUUCUAUAGUCUGCUUCAGACAUUCUUUCUGUCAUUCGUUCAUUCUAUCAUUUGUUUGUUCUGUCUAUCACAACUAAUUCUGCCGUUCGUUCUGUCGAUCUACAAUUCAUCCGGAAAGUGUUUAUAGCACUUCACUUUUUCCACAUUUUUUUGUUACAGCCUUAUUCCAAAAUUGAUUAAAUUCAUGUAUUUCCUCAAA
Danio rerio (zebrafish) is the source of this 4069-nucleotide messenger RNA. NCBI's taxonomy places the organism in Eukaryota, Metazoa, Chordata, Actinopteri, Cypriniformes, Danionidae. The record is from RefSeq and is a predicted model, not a curated record.